ACAACUGUUUUACUUUUUGAAGCAGCUCGUUUGUUGACUCGUUCAAAAGCGAAACAAGGUUAAAUUCAAGUUAGCUAAACACGAUGGGUUGCUUUCAGAGUUGCUUAGAGAGCUCUAGUAAAAGCAUCGCUAGCGAUUAUAACUGUGCUGUUUCAGAGUGCGACUUUAAGGUUUGCUUACAAGACAAAUGGCGAACUCAAGAAGCAGUUGAGCUUAUAGUCAAAAGACUACAAAGCGAAAGACAUGCGGAAAACGACAGACUAUCAAACAGAAGAGAAGAAACAGUCAAAAAUUUUCAGCCGAAUGAUCUCUCCACUGUUUUGUCGACACCAAUAAUGAAACCAGCUGUUUCAAGUGAAAAAAUGAAGGACCAUAUUGUUGCAUCUACAAAGAAGGGUAAUUUAUUGGACAAUAGUAGUAAGAAGGAAAAGAGGCAGAGCCAAACUUUACAAAGUACGACGCAAAACCAGAUGGCUCAAAACUUUUCUACACUUUCCUUGCCAAAUGCUGACGAUUUGCUGCUCUCAGUUAGCGAAUCCCCCUUUCACGCAAUUAGAGACAAAUCGACUAAUCGAGGCAGGACAGUUGUAAAGAAGAAGAAAUUAUCACGAGCUAGACGAACUUCGACCAGAAAGACCGAUUCAACAAACUCUUGGAAAAGAUAUCGACGAGAGGAUUCAGUACCAAUUACACUCAUCAAAGGAAAAGUGCUUGUAAAAUGCUUUCCAAACACAAUGGCUAAUAAAACAAGACUUUGUUUAUCGUCCGGUUUGAUAAAGGAUACUAACGCCGGUUCAAAGAGAGAGAAAUACCAAUCUUUCCGCACUAAACAAACGAAACAGGAAACUAGAAUCUCAAACCAAAAAUGUUCAAGUAAUUCUGUAGGAAAGGUAGUUGCAGCUUCUAAAAAGGAUUUGUCAAGAGAAAGCGCUAAAGAACUUGCUCAAUGUCAUUGUGAGAUGAAAUCUACAUCGCUAGAAGACCCGUCGAAAGCACCCGAUUCUACUACAUGUAAUGGAAGUGACAUUAUAGCUUGGAACAGUUCUGCUCGAGAAGAUUCAGCCAAGACAUGCCGAAGAUGUCAAACGACCGGAUGCUGGAAAAUGAUGGAGCUAGAGCGACAACGACUCGUUGAGACAAGGAGACAGCAAAGAGUGAAAGAAAAUGCGUCUAGAAAAAUCCAAAGAAACAAAUAG
Molecule: messenger RNA, 1196 nt
Organism: Corticium candelabrum
Lineage: Eukaryota; Metazoa; Porifera; Homoscleromorpha; Homosclerophorida; Plakinidae
Exons: 3
Coding region: 84-1196 (370 amino acids)
Source: RefSeq, a predicted model, not a curated record